GAGUUUAAAUUUUUUUUUGAAUACUAUUGACUCUAUUACAAAGUAGUAUCUGACUUUACAGAGAAUACAAUAGUUGUUGUUGUUGAGAUGGUGGUGCUAAAGAGGAGAACCAGAGACAACGAUGUGGAGAGCUUAGCCAUGGCGAAUUGUCUGAUGCUGAUAUCUCGUAUGGACGAGGAACAGAUAGCGAUAUCGGGUCAGGUUUACGAGUGCAAGACUUGCCGGAAAAAGUUCCAUUCGUUCCAAGCCCUAGGCGGCCACAGGGCUAGCCACAAGCGGCCGAGGUUGCUGGGUGGUUACUUGAGUGAGAAGAAACAUGUUUGCAGUGUUUGCGGGUUGGAGUUCGAGAGAGGGCAGGCUUUGGGCGGUCACAUGAGCAAACACCGCACUCACACCCAACCGCUCCCUCUCCCUGCACAACAUAAUAUUAAUAAUAACAGUGAUGAUUCGAAGGUUGUCGUCAACGAGGAUUCAUCGGAGGACAGCGUUAAGAAGGAGGAGGCGGCGGCGGCGGCGGUGGUUUCUUGGGAUUUGAAUUUGACUCCGCGCGAGAAUGAAAUCAAGGAAUUGAUUCUAGCCGCAGAGAUUCGCUUAAAUUGAGUUAACUUUUGUUAAUUUUUAUACUUUGUUGUUUCUUUUUGUAUGUAUAUAUAUAAUG
This is a messenger RNA of Ipomoea nil (Japanese morning glory), 658 nucleotides long. RefSeq names its product zinc finger protein ZAT12-like. The record is from RefSeq and is a predicted model, not a curated record. The coding region runs from base 88 to 600 and encodes 170 amino acids. The transcript has a single exon. NCBI's taxonomy places the organism in Eukaryota, Viridiplantae, Streptophyta, Magnoliopsida, Solanales, Convolvulaceae.